Molecule: messenger RNA, 5509 nt
Organism: Schistocerca gregaria
Lineage: Eukaryota; Metazoa; Arthropoda; Insecta; Orthoptera; Acrididae
Exons: 4
Coding region: 169-1779 (536 amino acids)
Source: RefSeq, a predicted model, not a curated record
GUAGCUCUGUCAACAUCACGGCGUCCGCUUAUCGCGACGCCUCGUCCUCCAGGCAGCGGGCACUCCGCUACUUCUCAGCCGCUGAUGAGUGCCGCUCGUCCGCCUGAGAUGACACGGCCGCCCAGCUAGACGCCAGCCACCCGCCGAGUACCCGAUCGCGCACACGCCAUGACGGAGGCGUCGCUGGAGAAUGUCGUCUAUUACCGCGGCGGUGGCGGCUACGCCUCCCUGCUGCGCUUGCCGCAGAAGGGAGCGAUGCAUGGAGCACGACGAGUUGCAACUUUCUGCUUGUUGACAGCAGUCCUUCCAACUGUCCUCCUUGUUAUACCCCUGUACCUGCGUCACAGUGUUUUCUCAGACAGAAUGUUUGAAGUUGCUGAGGAUGAAAUUCUGGUCCUUGAAACGGUAGAGGGAAUAUCUACUGUGUUCUGCCAGGGCCAUUCUUUGAAGAUGAAUUCCACCUUUAAUGCUUUUCAGCUCAGGACUGUUCCUGAGAUUGGUACUAAAAUGAAGUCUUCAAAAAUAAUAAAAAAAUUCUCACUUCAUGAUGAUACUUGGGAAUAUUGGGGUUUCUUUUUGCCAAAAGGAUCUGCUAUAAAUGUAACACUUUGCUCAAGCAACCCUGGAGCACGAAUGUUGAUUGUCAAGGGAGACAAAACUCUCAAGAAAUGCGACCUGAUUGACCAAGGUGUUCGAAAGGUGUCUGAUAGAAUUCUUGUAGACAGGUUCUAUAAUAAAGGGAUCACUGUGUAUGAGAUUAACAAACAGCAACAAAGUCUUACAGAGAAAGGACACAGUGUUCCACAGCAUGAUACUCAUAUCCAAGGUAUGUCAGAACAGUCUGCUGAACAGUUUGAAGGAGAAGAUGAAACAGACGAUGGAGGUGAUUAUCCGCUCUCAUUUUCAAAGGGAAUGAACAGAGUAAUUCUUCCUGUACUGCCCAAACAACUGAAGCAAAAUACUGUAAAAAUCCCUAAUUUGGAUGAAGUGAAACAGAGUGAUACAGGGAACAGUGAUGAUGAUAGUUUGGGUGCUGAAGAAGUUCAGGCAUUAGAGGUGAUCAGAUCUCAUUUACAGAAACAUGCAAAUGAUUCCUUGUAUUUAACUACUUUGAAUCAAAGUAAUGACACAAGUGCUAAUUCAUCAAGAAAAAUGCGACAUGCCAAAAGUAGAGCUCGAAAUAUCAGACGCAAAGAAGUGAGUGGUGCUGGUGAUGAAGGACAGUACCAAAGACAGCGGAGGGAUGUCCAUGCGUUGGAUGGAGGUAUGGCUCAUGGUGGCACUGCUGCUAAUUACACAGAACCAGAAGAUGAUGGGGAGUCAUCAGAGUCAAGCUUUGAAAAUGAACUGCUGCGUUGUUACGGGAAACACACUGUAUUUGAGCAUGACCUUGUACCGUCUCAGAAUUGUACAAAAGGUGCCAGUAAUAUGACAUAUACAACAAUCGUAGACUAUAAGGUACAAGAGGAUGGCUACUACCAUUACAUAUUUUAUAGUGAUAAUGAUUUUGUUGAUAAUACUAUUAAUGCAGUAUUUGAAAUGUUUAAACCUAGAUUCAAAUACACUAAUUACACUCAUGCUUGCAUAAAUCAAACUGAAUGCAACUUUGAUUUAUCCUUUUGGUCAAAUGAAGUGGUAAUACUGGAAAUGCCUCAUUACAGUGCCAUUGAGACUGAACGAAAAUUGUAUUUGAUUUCCAGCUGUUACCCUCGAAUGGCAGUGUAUAUAGUAUUUCCAAUUUCUGUCUUGUUCUUGAUAUUAGGUUGCGCUUUUCUGUGAAUGGAUAUGUGGCCUAUGUUGUACAUUAUAAUAAUGUCCUUGGACAACAGACUAGAAAUUGGUCUGGAGUGCUGUCAUUAUGCAACUCACUUUCAUAUAACAUAGUAUGGAUUUAAUAAGAGCUUAAGUUGUGAUUCUUAGGUGUUGCGAUCUGCUUAUAAGUUUUUCAUUAUUUUACUGCAUACUUGGAUAUCUAAGUUAACAGAAAUUAGCUCAGGUGAAAGUAGUUGCAGCAGAUUUUCACAUUACGGACAUAGUCUCAAAACAGCAAUUAGAGCGUAGAAAGGCGAACCAGCUAUAAAUUAUGGACAUCCAGGUAUAAAAGGGAAACAAAAGUAAAGAAUAACAGUUGAGCAUCGGCUUUCCCAAUCCCCUUUCUCCCCCCCUCCCUCCCCCCCUCCCCCCUCCCCCUCUCCCUCUCCCUCUCUCUCUCGCUCUCGCUCGCUCACUCGCAGUAUGCCGAAGUGCUUGUUCCUCAGUCUUUUAGUGUAUUGAGCCUUGUAAGUGAUGGGUUGGUAAGCUGGCCCACCAGUUCUACAAUUUGAAGCCUCUGAUCUGGUGUAUUGUGUUUAGCAGACCAUAAGGGCCUGACUGAUUCCUGCUUAUGUAGAUUAUGUGAAUAGAAUGUCAAUACAGACUUCUGUUCUCAGCCACCUGUUCUCUAAACCUACAUCAGUGGUGAAGUAAUAAUAUACUGCUCUGAUCUUUGGAAAGAAUUGGGCCUGAGUCCUAAAUUGAGCAUUUUAGCUGUACCAAGCAAGGUGGCCCUUUCGUCAGCUUACUGGACUCACAUUCAGGAGUUACAGUUGUUCUCAUCUGUGUCCAGCCAUCCAGAUUUAGGUUUUCCGUAUUUUCCCGAAAUUGCUCCAGGUAAAUUCCACGAUGGUUCACUUGAAAGGGCAUGGCUGAUUUCCUUCCCCAUCCUUGAAACAAUUUGAGCAGGUGCUCUGUCUCUAAUGGUGUCAAGUGGAUGUUAAACCCAAAUCUUCCUUCCUUCCUUCAUCCAAGUUCUAGCUGUCACAAUUUGCCUCAUUAUACCAAAAUAAAUGUCAGAAUUUCUUAAACUAAACAACAGCUAACUGUGUCUCUCAUUUCUGUCAAAACUGGACGAGUGUUUGCUGGCCAUUGUGGCCGAGCAGUUCUAGGUGCUUCAGUCUGGAACCGCAUGACCGCUACGGCUGCAGGUUCAAAUCCUGCCUCGGGCAUGGAUGUGUGUGAUAUCCUUAGGUUAGUUAGGUUUACGUAGUUCUAAGUUCUAGGGGACUGAUGACCUCAGAUGUUAAGCCCCAUAGUGCUCAGAGCCAUUUGAACCAUUUUUUGGACUAAUAUCAUCAUUUAAAAAAAUAUGCAAAAAUGAAUCGUAAGUCUCAUCAUGUACAAGAAUAUGACUAGCUAUAAAAAAGUGUAAGCUCUUUCAUUUGCAUCUUACAUCACAUUUCCUUCUCACUGCCCAUCACUCGUAACUACUAUCAUCUAUUAUUGAGUAGUAAAAAUAGGCACUUGGAUAGCUUGUCAACACAGUGCUGUUCAUUAAAUGUUUCAAAACUAUUUUGCUACACUCACUGUAUCUCAUCACCUUUCAAAACGAAUCAUAAACCAUUUUUUUCUAAAUGUCUUUUGGCAGGUAAACUUGAUCAUCACAUUCAUGAAGGAUCUUUUCAUCUAUAGAAUAUUACCAUUCUAUCAGCUGAAGCUUCAGUUGUGUAACAAGGCAGAUUUCACAUGGGACAAGUUCAUAUCUGUAGGUGGACCACAUGUGUUUCCAUUGUCAACAUGGUUCUAAACUUUACUCACAUUCAUCAUGAAGUGCCCAACUCACAGGUCCUAGUCUUCAUUGAAUUGCUUUUAACACCUCUAUAACUUGAUGCAAGAUUGUUUUGCAUUCCACUCUCCAGUUGGUGUAUUUAAAAAAAGGGUAGUAUUGAAAAAUAGGAAUAUGACACAGUUCAACUGUUACUUCACAGAAGAGAUAAUAGCUACAAUUCCUGUCAUGAAAGACAGUGAUUUUUUUGUUGAUAUCAGUACACCCAUCAUUUUCAAAUGCCCACUUCAUGUUGUGCAACUGUGUUGAAACAUAAUCAUAACAAAGUUAUGUUCCUGAGCCUGUAACAAUGCUAUUUAUGAGGGACUUUUAAAAAGUAAGUUACACAUUAUUAUAGGAGGGAAAUAACUUUUACUGAAUGCUGCACUACAAUUUACAUGUUCAUGACCUAAUUUUUCAGCAUAGUCACCAAGUCUGUGUAAACAACAGUCAGUAUGCUAUACCAGUUUCCAAUUCCUCAACUGUAAAAAUCUUCUCCUUGGUCAUGGAACUGUUCAAGAACUACGGCGAGAACGUCUUUGUUAUUGGUAAAUCUCCCCCCCCCCCCUUUUCACCCACACCAUCCCUACCCCUACCCCUACCCCUACCUCUACCCCUACCUCUACCCCUACCUCUACCCCUAUCCCUACCCCCAUCCCUACCCCUACCCCUACCCCUACCCCCUACCCCUUACCCCUCAAAUGUUCUUUCAUCUUGCCAAAAAAGAUUACUUGGACAUUGUUAUCUGUGGUUGAUGUCAGUUGCUUUCCUCCCUGAUCAGCAUUGCCCAAAUCUGUGUGUCCUUGCUCAGAAUGUUGACUUGGUUUCUCUGUACGUAGAUGUGACAUUGCAUUUGACCCUCAUACUGCCAGAAUUUGACUGUGAAUCUGUGUGAAAUUUAGACAAUUUGACCACAGGAUCAUACUCCACUGCAUUCUUCAGCUUUGGAAUAUGUUUCCACUUGCUGCACUAUUUCACUCCCACAUUGUGAUUACAGCAGCAGAACUGUAUCUACAGGAGAGCUGGAACAUACACCACUUUUAUGAUUCAAUUAUCAUAGCAUGGGACAGCAUAUGUAAUUUACUUUCUGAAAUCUGAGCAUACUUAGCUCAGUGAAUGGUUUUAGAAUUUUUUGCACUAGGAGUAAUGUACUGUUUGCUCUUAUGGGAAGAAUUGUGGCAUCUGCAAAAAACAAAGCUUGUCACUUUGAUAUGGUGUUUUAUGUAGUGGAUGUGGAUUACAGUUAUGAACAAGUUCAGCAAUCCUUGCCAGUUGCUGGUAUGGUGUACAGUGGUCUUCUUGCACUGGAAUGUAUUACUGUAAUGAUAUCAUCCUGCCAACUGUUUGAGCAUGUUGUUGUAAGGGGGGGGGAGGAUCUUUGAAGCUAGAGCUACUCCCACUAAAACAUUUAAAUAUUGUAGAGUGACAUGGAAAUUCAUCCUCUGAUGACAGGUGUCAUUUCUUGAAGUCAUGGACCUACUGUCAGCCAUGAAAAGACAGUCACAAAAUUAUAAGGAGACAAGGUAGCUGGCCAGCAAUUAUGUUAAGGUGGAGAAAUUCAGAUAAUGCCAACCAAGACUUUGUUUCUGCUCAUCCUCACAACCCAUGUGUCCCUCUCAUCUUCUGGUCUGAGUCACCUGUUGCUCCUUCUAAUAACUUUCAUUCCUGUACCAUGAGGUAACAGCUCCAAAAAUCAGAAAAUAUAUUUGUAUAUUUAUAUGUGACUAUCAGCAGUAUUGGAAUUUCACCCCAUGAAGGUAGAGACCAACCAGCUGUUCUGUCUCCUCGUAAUUUUAUUGUUUUCUGAAGUGAAUUUUCUUCAAGAAAAGUUUUUCUUAACUGCUAAUCAUUCUUCUUUCAUCCAUUGUUUCAUAUCUUGAUAUUAACAGCUCAACAGCUAUGGUAGAAAUGAUUUAAAAAAAAAAAAAA